AACACUUCUGUCUCUCUUUCUUCUUGAUUCGUCCUCUCCAUUUUCUCAAUUUCUUUAAUCUCUUUCUUUGUCCUUUCUUCUUCUUCAUCUAUGGACCCUUUACCUUCCCAACAAGAACAACAACACAAUCUUGACGAUACUAUCCAACAAACCCUAGACCAAAAUCCUCAAUCCGAUUCGACCACCACCACAACCGACACAGCCUCUCCUGCUCAACAACGCAAACGCAAAGGCAAAGGUGGUCCCGAGAACUCCAAGUUCCGUUACCGUGGCGUCAGACAAAGAAGCUGGGGAAAAUGGGUCGCCGAGAUCCGAGAGCCACGUAAACGCACUCGCAAGUGGCUUGGUACUUUCGCCACCGCCGAAGACGCCGCACGUGCCUACGACCGGGCCGCCGUUUUUCUCUACGGGUCACGUGCUCAGCUCAACUUAUCCCCUUCCUCUCCUUCAUCGGUCUCUUCUACUUCCUCAUCCGUCUCCGCCGCUUCCUCUUCUCCUUCCUCCUCUUCUUCCACCACUCAAACCCUAAGACCUCUCCUCCCUCGUCCCUCCGCUGCGUCCCUAGCCUCCGCCUUUGGUCCGUGCGGUCUACCUUUUACCAACAACAUGUUACUCUCUGGUGGGACCUCUAUGUUAUGCCCUAGUUACGGUCUUUUCCCUCACCAACACCAACACCAACACCAACACCAACACCAACAAAAUCAAAAUCAUAUGACACAAGUGGGACAGUUCCAUCACCAACCUUAUCUGAAUCUUCACUCUAGUAAUAACAAUAACAAGAUGGGCGACGUGGAGCUGACAAAUGUUCCGUUAGUUAAUUCGGCGUCGUUUCAUCACGAGGUGGCGUUAGGGCAAGAACAAGGAGGAAGUGUUUGUAAUAAUAACAACUCAAUGGAGAAUUUGAAUUCUGUAAUUGGUUCGGUCGGUUCAACGGUUGUUGAUCCGGUUAGUUCAAUGGGUAUGGAUCCGGGUUACAAUAUCGUUGGAGAUGGAUCUUCACCGGUUUGGCCUUUUAGCGGAGAAGACGAGUAUAGUCAUUGGGGGAAUAUUUGGGAUUUUAUUGAUCCUUUGCUUGACAUUUGAUGUACAAUCGAUGAGAGUAACUCCAAGGGUUGGUCAAGACCAUUGAAGAUUCAUAAGGAGAUUUUACAUUCGAUGAAGAGCUUUGCAUGCACAAUUUUGGAGGAUUUUUUUUUUACAUAUAGAGAUAAUUAAGAGGCUAUUUUUACUGGGUUUGAAUAUUUUUAUUUAUAUUUUCAGGGAAUUCGUAAAGGAGAUUACGGUUCCAAUAAAGUAUAUAUACAUAUAUGUGGAA
Molecule: messenger RNA, 1315 nt
Organism: Brassica oleracea var. oleracea
Lineage: Eukaryota; Viridiplantae; Streptophyta; Magnoliopsida; Brassicales; Brassicaceae
Product: ethylene-responsive transcription factor ABI4-like
Exons: 1
Coding region: 91-1083 (330 amino acids)
Biological process (GO): response to stress; positive regulation of DNA-templated transcription
Cellular component (GO): nucleus
Molecular function (GO): transcription cis-regulatory region binding; DNA-binding transcription factor activity
Source: RefSeq, a predicted model, not a curated record